ACUUUAACCUAUUCAUUAAAUUAAUAAUUUUCAAUUCACACUUGUCAUUUUUCAUUCACACUUCUGUGUCAAUCUCAAUUUUUUUUGCUUUUGGCUGUUUGAAUUACCAGAAACUUUACUCAAUCGAAAUGGCAUCAGUUGCGACCAAAUUCCGCCCACUUUUUGAUCGAGUUUUGGUCAAACGUUUGGAUGCUGUGAAACAAAGUAAAGGAGGUAUAAUGUUGCCAGAAAGUGCUUCGAAAAAAGUUCUCGAGGCAACUGUUGUAGCUGUAGGACCCGGCGCAAGAAAUCAGGAUGGAAAAUCAAUACCAGUUGAUGUUAAAGUUGGCGACCGAGUAUUAUUACCUGAAUAUGGUGGUACUAAAAUUCAAUUGGAUGAUGAUGAUUCAUACACAAUUUUCAAAGAAUCAGAAUUAUUAGCAAAAGUAGAGUAAUUAUAAAUAAUAUGUUUCACAAUUAUAAUUCGACUGAUUAAUUUAGUGGGAAAUAGUUACGUUCACAUUUGUUUAAAAUUUAAAAGAAUUCCACCGUUUUACUUCUGAUUGUGCUUGAAAUAGCUGUACUCGUUUUGAAUAUAAUUUAUGUCUUAAU
Melanaphis sacchari is the source of this 591-nucleotide messenger RNA. Its product is annotated as 10 kDa heat shock protein, mitochondrial-like. Bases 129 to 434 code for a protein of 101 amino acids. Lineage: Eukaryota; Metazoa; Arthropoda; Insecta; Hemiptera; Aphididae. The transcript has 3 exons. Gene Ontology annotation, cellular component: mitochondrial matrix. The record is from RefSeq and is a predicted model, not a curated record. Gene Ontology annotation, molecular function: protein-folding chaperone binding; protein folding chaperone; ATP binding.